Messenger RNA from Pochonia chlamydosporia 170, 2181 nucleotides. RefSeq names its product N-terminal acetyltransferase catalytic subunit. Bases 1 to 2181 code for a protein of 726 amino acids. Gene Ontology annotation, cellular component: cytoplasm; NatA complex. Gene Ontology annotation, biological process: N-terminal peptidyl-methionine acetylation. The transcript is spliced from 3 exons. The record is from RefSeq and is a predicted model, not a curated record. Lineage: Eukaryota; Fungi; Ascomycota; Sordariomycetes; Hypocreales; Clavicipitaceae. Gene Ontology annotation, molecular function: protein binding; protein-N-terminal amino-acid acetyltransferase activity.
AUGCCGCAACAACUUGCGCCGAAAGAAGCGGCGCAGUUCCGGCAAGUCAUCCGCAGCUACGAAGAUAAGCAGUAUAAACGUGGGCUCAAGACGGCAGACCUCAUAUUGAAGAAAAAUCCAAAGCAUGGAGACACAAUGGCCAUGAAAGCUCUGAUCCUCAACAGCCAAGGGAAAACUGAUGAAGCAUUUGCGCUGGCUAAGGAGGCGUUGACCGCUGACAUGAAAUCGCAUAUCUGUUGGCAUGUCUAUGGACUUCUCUAUCGAGCGAACAAGAAUUUCGAAGAAGCAAUUAAGGCAUACAAGUUUGCCCUGAAACUGGAACCCGAGUCGACGCAGAUCCAGCGAGAUUUGGCCAUUCUCCAAAUUCAGAUGCGGGAUUACCAAGGGUACAUUCAAAGUCGAAAUGCUAUGCUGCAAGCUCGCCCGCAACUGCGCCAGAGUUGGACGGCCCUUGCCAUCGCCAACCACCUUGCCGGUAACCUCUCCGAAGCCGAAAACGUCCUGACCACGUACGAAGGGACUCUCAAAACGACCCCGUCGCGAAACGACAUCGAGCACUCUGAAGCUGUCAUGUACAAAAACUCGUUGAUUGCUGCGCAAGGAGACUAUGAGCGUGCCUUGGAGCAUUUAAACACUGCUUGCAAGCAUAAUCUCGAUCGCCUUGCUGUGAUGGAGAGUAGAGCAGAAUUUCUGGCUAAAUUAGGUCGCAACGAAGAAGCUGCUGCUGCCUAUCGAGCCCUUCUGGAUCGAAACUCCGACCACGCAGUGUAUUACGAGAAGUUGGCGUCUGCAUUAAAUAUCCCCCAAAACGAUUUGAGGGCACGAAAAGCGCUGUAUGAUGAGUAUUCGGAAAAGUUCCCUCGUUGUGAUGCAGCCAAACGAAUUCCCUUGGAUUUUUUAUCUGGUGAUGAAUUUGGUCAAGCCGCUGAAGCCUAUCUCACACUGAUGUUCAACAAGGGAGUUCCCUCCACUUUUGCAAACUUGAAGCACUUGUACUCUGAUUCAACCAAGAAAGGCUGCCUCGCCUCUCUUGCGGAAAAAUAUUUGCAGUCUGAGUCCACCUCGUCAACCAGCAAAGAUAAAGGAGAAGCUGCAGCGCUCUACUUCUUAGCACAGCACUACAACUACCAUCUCAGCCGAGAUUUGACAAAAGCCAUGAGUUACAUCGAAAAAGCCAUCGAAAAGGACCCCAAGAGCGUUGAUUUUCACAUGACAAGGGCAAGAAUUCUAAAGCACGGCGGUGAAAUUGAGAAAGCCUCGGAGAUGAUGGACAUUGCACGAAAACUUGACCUGAAGGAUCGGUACAUCAACAGCAAGGCCGCAAAGUAUCAGCUUCGAAAUAAUGAAAAUGAACGCGCGCUCAAGACAGUCGGUCUGUUCACACGGGCGGAUACGGUCGGUGGCCCUUUGGCAGAUCUUUUGGAUAUGCAAUGCGUCUGGUAUCUUACAGAGGAUGGAGAGUCUUAUGCUAGACGAGGAAACAUCGGCCUCGCCCUCAAACGAUUUCACGCUGUAGCCAACAUUUUCGAUGUUUGGCAAGAAGAUCAGUUCGAUUUUCACUCCUUCUCCCUAAGAAAGGGCCAGAUCCGAGCUUACGUUGAGAUGAUUCAAUGGGAGGACCAUGUUCGCGACCACCCGUUUUAUGCGCGUGCUGCGCUUGAUGCUAUCAAUUUGUAUGUGGAGAUGUCAGACAAGGCGUCCGCCAACGGGGUUAACGGUGUGAGCGAUGAAAAUGGAGAUGAUGCAUUGGCGAAGAAGAAGGCUGCCAAAAAGGCAAAGAAAGAGCUUCAACGGCUGGAGAGAGAGGCGGCCGAUAAGCAAGCUAAACAGGAUCCGAACAAAGGUGGCCAGGUUGGCGACGCCAAGAAGAAGGAUGAUGACCCGUUGGGACUGAAGCUUGCUGCCACCAGCGAACCUCUCAGCGAGGCCAUGAAAUUUCUCAGCCCGCUGCUGCAAGCGUGCCCUAAGAGCAUUGACGCUCAGCACGCAGGUUUUGAGGUUUAUAUCCGUCGACGAAAACUCAUCCCAGCCUUGCGAUGCCUGAAACUUGCUGUGGCUAUCGAUCGGUCGAACUCCAAGACUAAGGCGCAAGUUUCGACCUUUGAAACCGCUUUGACGUCGGCAUCUGAUUUGCCACAAAAGUUGUCAGAAGUAUUGACUGCCGAAUUCAAAGCUCUGUGA